AUGUUGUCGUCGACGAUCGUGUUGAUCAUUAUAUGGUCUUGUCUGGGGCAAGUCAGAGCUAAAAAGAAUGACGACCUCAGCCAGGGCAACGACUUGUUUUCUUUCGUCACACGACCGGACAUUCGUGCCCCUCGGUUCAAUGUAACAAAGCAUCGACCCAAGCUGAUCCAUCCUGGAUACUGGUUUACCGGGCCAUAUACCACGUGGGACACGGCUCCUGAGCGGAUGGAGUAUCAACCAUUCCAGGUUGGCCCGCACAUAUAUGACGGCGAUGGCAACCUCGUCUGGAGCGGCGCUCACUUGAGCAAAAACCGCAAUGCCUUCGAUUUCCGAACCUUUGACGCCAACGGGACGACCUUCUUAUCCUAUAUCUUGCAUUACAGCCCCAGAGCGACCGACGAACAUCGGCACGGAUUCGGCGUUUUCCUGGAUCCAUCCUACCGGCGACAAGGGAAGGUUGCUCAUGAAAUUGGCCACGAGUUCAAUAUUCACGAGUUCGAUAUUCGCGAUAACGGCACCAAGGCUUUGUACUUCACGACGGAACGACCAGAACGGGAAGACAUCUACAGCCAUCAGAAGGGAUGGUUCGCCCAUGACUGCAUCAACGAACUUGACCUGACCACCAACGAGGCCAACUUCUCAUGGUGUCCUCUAGAUCAUGGAGUUACAUUGAAUGAGUCUUAUCACGCCUUCCCCGACCUCCCGAGCCUCAACGAAGGGGCACCAUGGGAUUUCUUCCACGCAAAUUCCAUAGACAAAUUCAGCAACGGCGACUUUCUCCUUUCUAGUCGACACACCAAUACAAUCUACCGAGUGAACCGGACGGACCAGUCGAUUGCGUGGCGGUUGGGAGGCAAGAUGUCGAAUUUCUCCAUGAACUUCAAUUUCUCCUCGCAGCACCAUGCUACAGUGCAGGCAGAAAAUGCGACAACGGUGACAAUCCUCUUCUUCGACAACGCAGCCGAUGACCAGCAUAGGCAAGCCGACACUUCGACCGUGUCUUCGGUGAAGCUGGUCGUCCUGAACACCGAAACAUGGGAGGCAACGGCAGUCCAGGAAUGGUACCGGCCGCACGGGCGACUGAGCGACAAACGCGGCAACGCACAGAUGAUGCCGAACGGGAAUGUCUUCAUCGGCUGGAGCGACCGAGGAUACAUGACCGAGCACACCAUGGACAACCAACUGGUGUUGGAGGCGGGCUUCCUGUCCUCGCGGUUCGGCACCUACCGAUCGUUCAAGGCCAACUUUACCGGCAUCCCCACCGAGAGGCCGGCCAUCCAGCCAUUCACGAUCCGGUCGCAAAGUGACUCGACGUACACCAUGACCACCACGUACGCCAGCUGGAACGGGGCGACUGAGGUCCAUAGCUGGAGGUUUUACGGCUCGCACAACGUCUCCGGCUCCUACCAGGUGCUGGGCCAAGCGCGCAGAACCGGCUUCGAGACCGUCUUCUCCGAACGGGGCGCGUGGAAGUAUGUGUAUGCCGAGGCCAUGGCGAAGAACGGCACCGCCAUUGGCAAGUCCGCCAUUCUGCCCGCUCGGUUCCUGCCGGGAUCGGGAUCCCUGGUUUCGCUGGUGGAAGAGGAACAGGAGAAGUCGUCGCUUCUUGCCAUCAUCGCCACCCAGACCAGUAGCCGCCUCCGAAAGCUGGACAAGGCUGCCAUUGCUGUCGGUUCGGUCUUCACCACGCUUGCAGCCCAAGUCGUCCUGGUACUGCUGUUCCUCGUCUUCCGGCGUUCGCGCUGGGCAGGCUUCUCUGGCUGGUCUGACGUACGCGAAGACCAAGUCCAGCUACUGUCCAAGAAAGUCAUGAACGAUUGA
This is a messenger RNA of Capronia epimyces CBS 606.96, 1821 nucleotides long. RefSeq lists its product as uncharacterized. NCBI's taxonomy places the organism in Eukaryota, Fungi, Ascomycota, Eurotiomycetes, Chaetothyriales, Herpotrichiellaceae. The transcript has 5 exons. The coding region runs from base 1 to 1821 and encodes 606 amino acids. The record is from RefSeq and is a predicted model, not a curated record.